AUGGACGGGUUCCUGUCCACGUUUCCACCCUUCAAUGUGUACGGUAACCCGGUGUGCGCUCCGCCGGCUCCGGGCAGCGGCUGGGCCAAGAGGGACUUCAUGACCCCGCAGGGCCUGAACUACCUGGAGCUCUGCAAGGCCAUCCUGUCCCAGGUGAACCCCAGCCUACAGCCUCCUCUCAAGAAAGCCAACACCAAGGAGUGCGGCGUGCAGGUGAACGCGAAGGUGGAUAAAAUCGUCCAGUGUUCUCUGGGUCCCAAGACGCUGUUCUGCGACGACCAUCCCCCCUUCUCCUCCUCCUUCUCCUCCUCUUCCUCCUCCAAGCCUCCCAGGAGCCCGGAGCUAUGCGCACCGCCGGACGGCAAGGCGCAGCUCAGCACCCCGCCGGUGAGCAACCUGCGCUUCCUCAGACCCGUGUCCAUCUACUCGCCGGUGUUCGACCGCCGGAUCUCCAUGAAGAAACUCGGCGAUGAUUAUGGAAGCGAAGGAGAAGCCGAAGAAGCCACGAAACACUCCGAGUCCGAUGCUGAGACUGAGGCAAGCGAGAAGGAGGAGGAGGACGAGGAGAAGGACUUAAAGACAACUCCGCAACGAUCUACAAGGGGCUCCAACUUUCAGUUCCUGGAGCAGAGGUAUGGCUUUUUCCACUGUAAAAAGUGUAACAUCCGGUGGGAGAGUGCUUAUGUAUGGUGCAUCUCUGGAACCAGUAAGGUGUACUACAAGCAGCUCUGCCGGAAGUGUCAGGUGGGAUUUAACCCGUACAGGGUGGAGUCCAUCCUCUGCAAGGGCUGCUCUCAGACUUGCUGCAGCUGUGAGAGGAAGCAGCGGCACAUCAACAUGAAGAGGCCUCACCGUCAGGAUCUGUGCUGUCGCUGCAAAGGAAUGAGGCUGUCCUGCGAUGCCACCUACAGCUUCAAAUACAUCGUCUGAGCCGCCGAGCACAUCCGUCACCAUACAUAUCUGCUUGCAGGUUUGAGAUCAUGUCACUAAUGUCAACAAACAUCUAGUACACGUCGCCAAUGGAAGCUGCCUCCAGCAACACACUUGAAAAGAGAGACGCUUAUUCUCCUGCAAGAAGCCGAAUCUCUGCCUUGGUUGUUUAUGUGAGAUGCCCUCCCCCUAUUCAUCCUGGUGCUUAACAAAACAUGAAAGCUAUUUUUGUAAAAACAAAAAAAGAAAUAAAGU
This is a messenger RNA of Stegastes partitus (bicolor damselfish), 1185 nucleotides long. It is a transcript of the gene zar1l, whose product is annotated as zygote arrest 1-like. Gene Ontology annotation, cellular component: cytoplasm. The record is from RefSeq and is a predicted model, not a curated record. Lineage: Eukaryota; Metazoa; Chordata; Actinopteri; Pomacentridae. Gene Ontology annotation, biological process: translation. Bases 1 to 930 code for a protein of 309 amino acids. The transcript is spliced from 4 exons.